CAAGGCAUGCAUUGUAUUAACUCAAUCCUCUGAGGCGAAUAUAUAUCGUGUACUCAUCAGAGCCUUUCAUUCCCAGGGGGGGAGGAAAAAGUUAAUAAAAAUGGGUUUUCAUGUCCAGAAGUAAUAUUAAGCGGCAAACAGAAGAAGUAGAUCAACACGAGAAAAACAAAGGAAGUUAAAGAUGGGUUUUCUGGAACUAUUGGAGGUGGCUUCUUUGCCAGUUAUUCAAGUCCUACUUAUCAGUGCAUUAGGAGCUUUGAUGGCAACUCAGUAUUUCGAUAAUCUUCUUUCACCAGACAUUCGGAAAGCCUUGAACAAGAUUGUCUUCCUUAUAUUCACUCCUUCACUUGUAUUUUCCAGUUUCGCCAAGAGUGUUUCACUUGAUGAUAUGAUAUCAUGGUGGUUUAUGCCUGUUAAUGUUGGACUUACCUUCUUAAUUGGAGGGAUUAUAGGAUGGAUACUUGUAAAAUUACUGAAGCCUAAUUUGAAAGUGGAAGGUCUUAUUAUUGCUGCAUGUUCAUCAGGAAAUAUGGGUAACCUUCCUAUUGUAAUCAUCCCUGCUAUCUGUGAUGAGAAAGGAGGCCCAUUUGGUGCACGUGAUAUUUGCCGCAAUAAUGCACUCUCUUAUGCAUCUUUCUCUAUGGCCCUUGGUGGCAUCUUCAUUUGGACCUACACAUACCAGACGGUAAAAAGCAGAUCUUUGAAAUUUAAGGCACUCGAGGCUGCUGAGAUUGUAAAGGUUCCCAACAAAGAUUUUGAUGCUAAUGCUGAAACUCACCUUCUCAAGGAUAAUGACAGUGAAGACACAACAAUAGAAGUGCCGACAUCGACUUAUAUUGGUGACACUGAAAACCAAAUUAUUGUAGACCAAGAUCAGUCCAAUGUAUCGAAAAAGACAGAAUCAUCUUGGCAUAGAAUGGUAGAAGUUAUGAGCCAUCUUCUGGCAGAAUUAGUGUCACCACCGGCAAUUGCAACAUUUUUUGGUUUCCUCUUUGGUGCGGUUGCAUGGCUAAGGAACCUAAUAAUAGGAGACAAUGCUCCACUGCGAGUCAUCCAAGACUCUCUUCAGUUGCUAGGGAAUGGGACCAUUCCUUGCAUCACCCUUUUGCUUGGUGGUAACCUCACUCAAGGCUUGAAAUCAUCAAGUGUCAAACCGUUGACCCUCACUAGCAUCAUCAUAGCUCGACUUUUCUUACUACCUGUUAUUGGAUUGUUUAUUGUAAGAGCAGCAGCAAAUUUGGGCUUACUCCCUGUUGAUCCUUUAUUCCAAUAUGUGCUGGUUAUGCAGUAUGCCAUGCCACCAGCUAUGAAUAUUAGUACCGUGGCUCAGCUGUUUGAAGUAGGAAAUGAAGAGUGUUCAGUUAUUCUCUUGUGGACAUAUACUGCUGCAGCCAUAGCACUCACUGCCUGGUCAACAUUCCUCUUGUGGCUAUUAUCUUAAGGCGUCUUUAGUUUCUGAUUUCACUGGCUAAACUCUUCUAUACAGAACCAUAUAUAAUGGUUGUGUGACUGACAAUGUCAUACAACAAUUUUCUUUCACCACUUUUGUUCUAUUCAAGGACAUAUAAUGAAAGAAGCUAGAAUGGUAUGUUUACGAUUGAGUGAAAUUUUGGCAAUGCGUGCUGUCAUAUCAACCCAUGCCACCCAACAAAUAAGUUAGGAGACUGAAGUGAUUAUUGGCUUUCUUGUCCCCAACACAAGACACUGCCAUUCAGAAAUUAAGUAUCUAGCAACAUGUACGUAUUUUUCUUCAUUUCACCCAUGUCUUCCUUUUCCGCCACCUCCUACAACGACAAGUAAUAUUUUAGGUACUGAAAAAAGUUUGUGUUUUAUGUAGUUCUCCAUAGGAAACCAAAAAAAAGAGUCUAUUUAUAGCCAUUUUUUCCAUUU
Molecule: messenger RNA, 1890 nt
Organism: Glycine soja
Lineage: Eukaryota; Viridiplantae; Streptophyta; Magnoliopsida; Fabales; Fabaceae
Product: protein PIN-LIKES 7-like
Exons: 11
Coding region: 182-1441 (419 amino acids)
Biological process (GO): endoplasmic reticulum to cytosol auxin transport
Cellular component (GO): membrane
Source: RefSeq, a predicted model, not a curated record